AUGUUUGAGGAAGGUGAGAAUAUAAAUAUGUUCAGCGGACACAAGCGACGCAUUCCAAUGUUUGUACCUCAGUCAUCUUCCGUCCUGAUGCAACUGAACGCAUGGCUUUCGGGUAAACGACCGGAAUUCGUCAAUCCCCGUGUGGUGGCCAGCGGUGAUGGUAGAGAAGUAACACGAGUACAAACCCAAGGCUUCGUUGAUGUGAUUUUCAAUGUGGCCACAAAGAAUUUGCACAACCUUGGCUAUCGUGUUGGAUCGAAAUCGGACGGGACCGCGGACGAUUUGCUUAUGAUGGUGGGCAACGAUUCACUCAAUUUGUAA
This is a messenger RNA of Echinostoma caproni, 321 nucleotides long. The record is from the annotation of a GenBank genome assembly. Lineage: Eukaryota; Metazoa; Platyhelminthes; Trematoda; Plagiorchiida; Echinostomatidae.